Messenger RNA from Triticum aestivum (bread wheat), 3084 nucleotides. RefSeq names its product short-chain dehydrogenase reductase 4. The record is from RefSeq and is a predicted model, not a curated record. Bases 2187 to 2705 code for a protein of 172 amino acids. Lineage: Eukaryota; Viridiplantae; Streptophyta; Magnoliopsida; Poales; Poaceae. The transcript is spliced from 2 exons.
GAAAAUAUUUUUUUUAUGAAUCUUGGCAAUUUUAAGUGCAUGUAUCAUGACAAUUUUAGUUUAUGGUGCAUGGCAAGUCUAAUUUCUUAAUUCUCCGUUUUAUAAUAUGUCAAAAUUUACUUUUAAAUGUAGAAGAAAAUAGUUGAAACAUAUCAUGGCAACUUCAGUGUAAAUAUCAUGGCAAUUCGUGUGCAAUAGACAUGGCAACUUUUAACCCAAAAAAAUUCGAAAUAUAUUGAUACGAGAUCUAGUUUGAAAGAUCUCGUCGCGAGGGAUUUAAUGGUGAAAACGGAUCUUCAAUCAGAUUUUUCAUUUAAGAGAUAAAACAUUUUAUAAACUGAAAAUCCAAAAAGAUUCCCACAUGCAUACAUGCAGUGACAUGGCGUAAUCUGUGUGUUAUAAGUCGUGUGGGCGGUUUUGGCUCCCACCACACGUGUGGGCGUUAGCGUUGUCCUUCCAUGUAGCAUUUGCUGUGUGCGGGAAAGAAAUCGGAAAGGAAGCACCUUGUUUCUUGUCGAUCUUUGAUUUCGUUCCUAAUCCUUCCCUCGUUCUUGGUAUUCUAAAGGCUAACGGCUCCAUGGGAGGAUAGAAUGGGUCCAGGCUGCAAGUGGGACUGAACUUGGACAUCCCACCACAACCCACUUAGAAGCAAACUCCGCAUUUUGCCGAACUGUAAACUGUGUUUGCAGGUUGCACGGGGGCGCUUAUGCAAGUUAAAAAAAGCGGCGGCAGAAUAGAAACCGUAAACAAACCCAUAAUAUUUAAAAAAAGUUGUUUCGUGCGAGAAAUUUAAUCAGCAGCUCGCCGGAGCUCGCUCGCAUAGAUGGUUCUUCUUCGCAUAAGUUCGUACACUCCACAUACAUACAUAUUAAAGGUCAGAAAUGCUAGACAGGGCCUACGCUACCGCACCACUACAACAAAAUUGAGCUCACCGGAGCUCCUGCGGUAGCUGCCCACCGGCGGCGAUCAGUCGGAGUUGGAGGAGUCGGAGUCGAGGUCGAUGUAGAUCUUCGCCUGCUCCGCCUUCAUCACGCGCAUGUCAGCCUCCUUCGAUGCGUGCACCUGCGAUGCCGUGACGCCCGUCUCGAAGAAGAGCCGCUCGUACUCGAGCUCGCGCCGGAUGCGCUCUUCCAUCUCCUCCUGCUCCCUCGCCGACCGCUCAAGGAGCUCCUCCUGCCCCGGGGGAGGUAGUCCUCGGGCCCGAUGACGCCUCGGCACGGCGGCGCAUCGGGCACGGCCUCCUCCGGCUCCCUCUUCACCGGAACGAGCCGCGAGCUCGAUGCGCCCGCGGAUGAGCACCCCGCGGACCAGUGGCCGGAUGAGCUCCCCACGGACCAGUUGCCGGAUGAGCUCCCCACGGACCAGUUGCCGGAUGAGCUCCCCACGGACCAGUUGCCGGAGGAGGCGUGGCGGCGACGGGCGAGCUCGAGAUCGAAAUCCUCGAGCUCGCGGCGGUUGAAGGCCGGCGGCGGCCGGGUACCGCGGUUGAGCCACCGACGUGCCCCCAGCUUGCGCGCGCCAUCGGAUCUGGCGCGGCGGCGACGCUCCGCCUCAUCCCCCAAGUCGUCCAUGGCGGUCGAAGGCUCCCCGGCGGCGACAAAUCGAGCGGCGCGGUGGGGAAUUGGGGGCAAACGCGGCUGCGGGGGGAUAGAGUUUCGACCCGCAUCUGCCCCGCAAACCCGCAGUUAUACUGGCUCGAGGGUAGCGUUUGCGGGCUGCGGCAAAAAUAUUUACAGGCCGGACACUGAUGCGGGCCCUGGUCUGGCCAGAAUAAUGGGCCGAGCCCGUAUAAUCGCCGGAAUUAUGCGGAUUCGCGCCGGAUGCAGGGUUUGCUAGAGUUGCUCUUAUUCCCACCAAGGUUUGGUGGGUGAUAACUAACAACCCAAUAAAUAUUAGGUGAAUUAUCUGGGCAUAAGUGGGAUCCCACUAAACAAACAUACAAAUGAUGGCUCCUCUUCACUGAAUCACACUUCGCACAUAGCCCAAGCAGGCAGAGGACUGGACGAGAUCAAGCAACAUGUUCCGUGCGAUGCAGGUCAUCCUCAGGGGGGGAGUCGUCGUGCUGCGCCGCGGUGGUGGCUGGCCUCAUCGGCCAAUGCGGCUACUCCACUGCCUUGAGCUCCCAGAGGUUGGCCAGGAAGGUGGCCGUGAUCACCGGCGCCGCUAGCGGCAUCGGCAAGGCGACAAUGGCGGAGUUUGUCAGGAACGGCGCCAAGGUCGUCCUCGCAGACGUCCAGGACGAUCUGGGCCGCGCCCGGACGGCUGAGCUCUGCGCCGACUCCGCGUCGUACAUCCGCUGCGACGUCAACGACGAGGCGCAGGUCGCCGCGGUGAUCGACCUUGACGUGGCCUGCCACGGCAAGCUGGACAUCAUGCUCAACAACACCGGCAUCAUGGGCUCGUUGGCGCGGCCCGAGCUGGGCGCGCUCGACCUUGCGGAUUUCGACGCCAUCAACAACCGGGCAUCAUGGCCGGGGUCAAGCACGUGGCCUGCGCCAUGGCGCCGCGCCGCUCGGGCAGUAUCAUCUGCACGGCCAGCAUCGCCGCACAGCAACGAGCCAUGCCCUACGUUGCCAGUGGUUUGUCUUUUUUCUGGAGAAGACAGUGUACACGAGGAUACGUUGGUGGCGAGGUGGGUUUACAGUGGGCUAAACGGGAUAGUCCACUUAAUUAUUUUGUUGUCCCACGGGUGCCCACCAAGGUGAUUAAGUGGGAUGGGCUGUGGCAGUCCCACUUAUGCCCACCCCCACCUGCAGCGUGAGAACGGGAUGUCUGGAAGAUGGAAUUGAAGAUCUUCUGAGUUGAUGGCGCUCUUCUUUGGAUUUCUUUUCUGUCAAGAGUGUUACAGCCACGGCGGCCUGGCCGGCGGCGUCGGAGUCCGCUGCGAUCCAGGGCCAUUGAGUUCGUGGAAUAGCCCUCGCCUCUGUGCGUGUGUAACCGCCGUCUCGGCAUGGCCCUUUUCUUUCGUUGUACGCUGAUAGAAUCGCUCCGCCGGGAGCGUGUUGAUAAUGUGGUACUCUCUCCGUCUAGGUGUAUAAGUCAUCUUACAAAAACCAAAUAAUCUUAAAACACUUAGCCAAGAUA